AGAGUAGCCAAGAGUAGCUAUUGGUGACUAUGUAGCCAGCCUUGGCUGCUGGUAGCAUAGAGUUUGCCUUUUAAUGCUACGAAGUAGUAUUAAUACAAAUUAAAAUGCUUUCAAGUAUUAGAAACGUGAGUUAUAUAUUAGUAAGUGCGCUACGAAAGGCAAAUGCAAGAAAUCUGCAAACUACAUAUUGUGCCCUGAGUGACAGUUUAUUUGUGCACAGAGACACAAAAGACAACAAUCCCGAUGUACACUUUGAAUUUACACCAGAGAAUUUGAAGCGUGCAGAAGCCAUCAUGGCUAUAUAUCCAGAGGGACACAAAAGGGCAGCAGUUAUUCCUCUCCUUGACUUGGCUCAGAGACAACAUGGAUGGCUUCCAAUUACCGCAAUGCACAAAGUGGCCGAAAUCCUCGAUAUGCCCAGGAUGCGAGUGUAUGAAGUCGCAACUUUCUACACCAUGUUCAACAGAAACCCAACAGGCAAAUACCACGUGCAGGUAUGUACCACAACUCCAUGCUGGCUCAGAGGUUCAGAUGACAUCAUGAACUGCAUCAAGAAAAAGCUGAAUAUUAAGCCAGGAGAGAUAAGUGCUGACGGACUGUUCUCUCUGUCCGAAGUGGAAUGUCUUGGAGCUUGUGUCAAUGCCCCAAUGAUUCAAGUCAAUGAUGACUAUUUUGAGGAUUUGACAGUGAAAGAUACUGAAGAAAUCCUGGAAGACUUGAAGAAUGACAGAGUACCCAAAGCAGGUCCAAGAAGUGGACGCUUUGCAUCUGAACCAUCAGGUGGGCUGACUAGUCUAAAGGGAGAACCACCAGGACCAGGGUUUGGUGUGCGAUCAGAUCUGUAAUAAACAGAAUGUGUUAGUUUCAAUAAAAAUUGUGAUGUUA
This is a messenger RNA of Cryptotermes secundus, 885 nucleotides long. RefSeq names its product probable NADH dehydrogenase [ubiquinone] flavoprotein 2, mitochondrial (gene ND-24). Gene Ontology annotation, molecular function: NADH dehydrogenase activity. Gene Ontology annotation, biological process: mitochondrial electron transport, NADH to ubiquinone. The coding region runs from base 105 to 845 and encodes 246 amino acids. Lineage: Eukaryota; Metazoa; Arthropoda; Insecta; Blattodea; Kalotermitidae. The record is from RefSeq and is a predicted model, not a curated record. The transcript is spliced from 7 exons.